UGUAGUGAUGGCAGGGGGAGAGCCCUCACGGCUCACAGAGGAAUGAAAACUUGUGUCGGGGAUGGCGGACAAACCUCUGACGGUGUUCGUAAAGCUGUUCGCCGCUGGGUUUUACGGAGUGAGUUCGUUUUUCAUCGUCGUGGUGAACAAAAGCGUCCUCACCAACUACAGGUUUCCUUCCUCAAUAUGUGUCGGAAUAGGACAAAUGUUGGCCACAGUGAUUGUGCUGUGGGUGGGCAAGGCUGCGAAGGUGAUCAGCUUCUCCGACUUUGAUGAGAGCAUAUUUCGCAAGACAUUUCCUCUACCUCUUCUUUAUGUGGGAAAUCAAAUCACUGGUCUGUUUGGAACCAAAAGGCUCAACCUGCCCAUGUUUACUGUCCUCAGGAGGUUUUCCAUUUUAUUCACCAUGAUGGCUGAGGGAUUUCUGCUCAAAAAGAAAUUCUCCAGGCCAGUCCAGCUGACAGUAUUUACAAUGAUCCUUGGGGCGUUUAUAGCUGCCAGUGCUGACUUGUCUUUUGACCUGGAAGGCUACGUGUUCAUCCUUCUGAAUGAUGUACUGACUGCAGCUAAUGGAGCCUAUGUGAAACAAAAAUUAGAUGCAAAGGAGUUGGGGAAAUAUGGAUUGUUGUAUUAUAAUGCAUUAUUUAUGAUACUCCCCACUCUGCUGUUGGCUCAUGUGACUGGAGAUAUGCAGAAGGCAGUAGAAUAUGACGGCUGGGCUGAUGUGCUUUUCCUCACCCAGUUCAUCCUCUCAUGUAUCAUGGGGUUUGUGCUGAUGUACUCUACUGUGCUGUGCACGCAGUACAACUCUGCUCUGACAACUACGAUCGUGGGAUGCAUCAAGAAUGUCCUGGUGACGUACAUCGGGAUGGUGUUCAGUGGAGACUACAUUUUCUCCUGGACUAACUUCAUAGGUUUGAAUAUCAGCAUUGCAGGCAGCCUGAUUUACUCCUACAUUACAUUCACAGAGGACCAGUCCAGCAAAACGAGUGAAAACAACAAGCUGGACAUCAAGGGCAAGGUGGUUGUAUGACACAGACACUGGAUUCAUUUCAUUCUUAUUUUAUACUGAUGAACUGAAGAACCCUAUUUUUAGUACGACUUCUAUUUAUGGAGUAUGUCAGUAGCAGAGGUGGGAAGUCUGGCGGCGUCAUAGCGACUCUGCCUGCUGCUGCUGCUGAUACUGCCAUGGUAAUGAAUGAAACCCUCCAGAGGGAUUGUGGGUCAUGUUUUAGGUGUUUUCCUGCUUAUAUAUUUGUAUCUGAAUACUGUAUAGUGAGUACUGAGAAGAAGGGAGACAUGGAGUAGUGUUAUUAAUGUUGCAUCAUUUGCUGACAUUUAAACAAACCAAACAUUAAAUGUUUGGACGAGUCGUUUUAAGGGUUUUUACUUAUUGUUGGAAAAUCAUGUCAUGCUUCUUUUUAAAGGCACAAUUCUUAUUUUGUCUUUUUCUGUUUUGCUGUUAAUAAGAAAUGUUACUUCAGAUGCCUUCAAAGAACAGUGAGAUGCACUGACGUCUGUUACUUUAGUCUUCAGUACUAUUUCUUUCUUCUUCUUUUUUAGUGUGGAUACACUGUUGUAAGCAUGUUAACCAACAGAAAUCUAACCUCAUCCUUUAAACAACCAAAGUGGAUGGGUAGUGGGCCUGUUGAUUCCCAGUCAGGAUCGUGAUGUUAAAUAAUGUCGCUGCCUUCUUUUUGGGAGAUCAUUUAGUGUUAAUGGUUUACAUUUGGCUUCCUCAGAUUAACAGAAUGUUUGUCGUGGAUGUAAGUGAUAGUCUCUAUGCAGAAUUAACAAAUAAGGGGACCCGUUUUUUUUUUUUAUACACAAUGUUCUCGCACUUUUAACUUGAGAUUGCUCCUGCAUCCACAUCUGUAUGUUGAAUAUGGGAUUAUUGUAUAUUUGUGACGCAUACAUUUCAGGUUUUAUAUGCUGUUCAAGAGAAACAUGGUUUUUCAUCAUGGUUUCUUCACCUUGAGUAAACAGGUACAAGUGUUGUGUUUUUUUGUUUUUUUUUUACAGUUUUAUCUACAUCGUUUUAUAUUUAUUACUUUUCUUAGAUUAAUAUUAAUUUUUAUAGAUUGUGUUGAUGCUGAUUUCAUCUCAAACACAUUGGAUUUGUAACUAAAACACGAUGAUGUAUUUUUACAUUAAAAACCUUGUUGACACAAUA
Messenger RNA from Solea senegalensis (Senegalese sole), 2173 nucleotides. RefSeq names its product UDP-N-acetylglucosamine/UDP-glucose/GDP-mannose transporter-like. Gene Ontology annotation, molecular function: GDP-fucose transmembrane transporter activity; antiporter activity. The record is from RefSeq and is a predicted model, not a curated record. Gene Ontology annotation, cellular component: Golgi apparatus. The transcript has 12 exons. The coding region runs from base 62 to 1033 and encodes 323 amino acids. NCBI's taxonomy places the organism in Eukaryota, Metazoa, Chordata, Actinopteri, Pleuronectiformes, Soleidae.